CUAACGCCUAGGUGACUGUGGUUCGUGGACUUGUGCUGGCACUGGGGCGGCCGGGUUGGCGACUUUGGCACUCUUGGCGUUGGGUGGGCGGCAUAUUGGGGGUCACAUGAGCCAGUGGCAUCAUGCCCGCGGGCGCUGGGGUCAGGGUCGCGGAUAUUCUGGACGUUCGUCGGCCAAGAAGAAGGGCGGAAACCACAUCCCGGAAAGGUGGAAAGACUAUCUCCCAGUUGGACAGCGGAUGCCUGGGACUCGUUUCAUUGCUUUCAAAGUUCCUUUAAAAAAGAGUUUUGAAAAGAAUCUUGCUCCAGAAGAACGUUUUUCCCCCUUGGAUCUUUUUAACAAAAUCCAAGAACAGAAUGAAGAACUUGGGCUGAUAAUUGACUUAACAUAUACUCGCCGCUAUUACAAGCCAGAGGACUUACCAGAAACUAUUCCUCAUUUAAAAAUUUGUACAAUUGGACAUCAGGUGCCAGAUGACGACACUAUUUUUAAAUUCCAGUGUGCUGUUAAUGGGUUUUUGAAGGAAAAUAAAGACAAUGACAGACUUAUUGGUGUCCACUGUACCCAUGGUUUAAACAGGACUGGCUACCUCAUCUGCAGUUUUUCUCAAACUCACCAUGGGGCUUGUAAGAAGAUUAACCAACAUGGAUACUACUACAGUUGAAUGUCAAAUCUUUAA
This is a messenger RNA of Delphinapterus leucas (beluga whale), 679 nucleotides long. Lineage: Eukaryota; Metazoa; Chordata; Mammalia; Artiodactyla; Monodontidae. The record is from RefSeq and is a predicted model, not a curated record.